This is a messenger RNA of Kogia breviceps (pygmy sperm whale), 1903 nucleotides long. It is a transcript of the gene VDR, whose product is annotated as vitamin D receptor. Gene Ontology annotation, biological process: negative regulation of transcription by RNA polymerase II; multicellular organism development; cell differentiation. Gene Ontology annotation, cellular component: nucleus. The record is from RefSeq and is a predicted model, not a curated record. Lineage: Eukaryota; Metazoa; Chordata; Mammalia; Artiodactyla; Physeteridae. Gene Ontology annotation, molecular function: vitamin D response element binding; nuclear receptor activity; zinc ion binding.
UUUCAUUUCAGAGUCCUCUUGGUUGGAAGCCCCUGUGAGCCCUCACAGAAGGGCACCUCUGCACUCAACUUCCCUUCCCUCCUGCUCCUUCAGGAUGGAGGAGAUGGCAGCCGGCGCUUCCUUACCUGACACCGGCGACUUCGACCGAAACGUGCCCCGGAUCUGCGGCGUGUGCGGAGACCGAGCCACCGGCUUCCAUUUCAACGCUAUGACCUGUGAAGGCUGCAAAGGCUUCUUCAGACGGAGCAUGAAGCGGAAGGCACUGUUCACCUGUCCCUUCAAUGGAGACUGCCGCAUCACCAAGGACAACCGCCGCCACUGCCAGGCCUGCCGGCUCAAGCGCUGUGUGGACAUCGGCAUGAUGAAGGAGUUCAUCCUGACUGAUGAAGAGGUGCAGAGGAAGCGGGAGAUGAUCCUCAAGAGGAAGGAGGAGGAGGCCUUGAAGGACAGCCUGCGGCCGAAGCUGUCCGAAGAGCAGCAGCACAUCAUCGCCAUCCUGCUGGACGCCCACCACAAGACCUAUGACCCUACCUACGCCGACUUCAGCCAGUUCCGACCUCCCGUUCGAGAGGGUGAGAAUGAAGGGAACCAUCCCUCAGGGCCUUGCCUGUUACACACGCCCAGCUUCUCUGCAAACUCAUCCUCCUCAGAUCGCUACACCUCCUCUCCAGAUACGAUGGAGCCAACCGGCUUCUCCAGCCUGGAUCUGAGUGAAGAAGACUCUGAUGACCCUUCUGUGACCCUGGACCUGUCCCAGCUCUCCAUGCUGCCCCACCUGGCUGACCUGGUCAGUUACAGUAUCCAAAAGGUCAUCGGCUUUGCCAAGAUGAUCCCAGGGUUCAGAGACCUCACGCCUGAGGACCAGAUCGUGCUGCUGAAGUCGAGUGCCAUUGAGGUCAUCAUGCUGCGCUCCAACCAGUCGUUCACCAUGGACGACAUGUCCUGGACCUGCGGCAGCCCGGACUACAAGUACCAAGUCAGUGAUGUGACCAAAGCCGGACACAGCCUGGAACUGAUUGAGCCCCUCAUCAAGUUCCAGGUGGGGCUGAAGAAGCUGAACUUGCAUGAGGAGGAGCACGUGCUGCUCAUGGCCAUCUGCAUUGUCUCCCCAGACCGUCCCGGGGUGCAGGACGCUGCGCUGGUCGAGGCCAUCCAGGACCGCCUGUCCAACACGCUGCAGACCUACAUCCACUGCCGCCACCCGCCCCCAGGCAGCCACCUGCUCUACGCCAAGAUGAUCCAGAAGCUCGCGGACCUGCGUAGCCUGAACGAGGAGCACUCCAAGCAGUACCGCUGCCUCUCCUUCCAGCCCGAAUGCAGCAUGAAGCUCACGCCCCUCGUGCUCGAGGUGUUUGGCAACGAGAUCUCCUGAGUAGGGCAGCCUGCCCUGGCGCCUGGGCGGAGUGGCCUCUCUGGGGCCGGAGCCUGCCCAGCAGCUCUUCCCACCUCCUUCCGGAGUUCAGCCCCUCCUCUCCUACUCCCCCUCCAGGCCCAGCCCAUCCUCCCUCCUGCCCAAUCUAACACCAGGUCCCCCUUACCUGCAGGCCACGGGCUGCCCCCGGUCCCUCGAGACCUCAGUCAUGAGGAAUUGCUCUUUAUUUGACAAAGAAUCUCAAGUGGGGGCAGAGGGCAGAGGCUGAAGGUGGGCCCGUGCCCGGGGAUGCCCCCCACACACACACUCUAGAAGUGGCUGCCGGCUGAUGCCGAGGGAACAGGCAGGCGGGAGAGACGCAGCCAUUCCUCAGGGACAGAGAUACCCUCACCUCUACCCAGCUCCAGAGCUUGGUGGGAUCACCCUUCCUUCGCCCCACCCACCAUAAGCACUGACCCAUGAGCCUCACCUCAUCCUGCUACGCUCUGUCCUGUUCUGCCCCAAGGCAGUGUGCCCCCAUGGGACCUUCUC